This is a messenger RNA of Helobdella robusta, 3888 nucleotides long. RefSeq lists its product as hypothetical. The record is from RefSeq and is a predicted model, not a curated record. The transcript has 20 exons. The coding region runs from base 31 to 3324 and encodes 1097 amino acids. Gene Ontology annotation, molecular function: histone binding; DNA binding. Lineage: Eukaryota; Metazoa; Annelida; Clitellata; Rhynchobdellida; Glossiphoniidae. Gene Ontology annotation, cellular component: SWI/SNF complex. Gene Ontology annotation, biological process: positive regulation of DNA-templated transcription.
AAGCGAAAACAAAAUUCUUAAUUCGGCUAAAUGUCUCUAUCGAUACAAAGAAAAAAGGACGGCGGUCCCAGUCUGAAAUUUUUUGAAAGUUUGGAAACUGUGGCUCUCCUCGAACCAGUUAGGGUUUGGCUACUCAAAAAUGUCAAAAAGUACAUCCAAAAUGAACCAAUCAACAACAAAACCCUGGCAACUAUAAUUGUGGAGUUCUUGCAGUUCCAAGAAGAAGCAUUUGGGAAAAAUGUCAGCAAGCCUGCCUUAACUAGAUUACCGGUUAAAUGCUUCCUUGACUUCAAGCCAAGUGGUUCUUUGUGUCACCUCUUUACUGAAACUUUGAAGUUCAAGGCUGAACAAGGAUGGCGAAAGUUUGAUUUCCAAAACCCAUCUCGCAUGGAUAGGAAUGUGGAGAUGUUCAUGCAGACCCAGAAGACUCUGAUACAAAAUCGAAUCAUCAUCCAGCCUGCCAUCUAUCUGAAACCUGAAAUCGACAAGAUACUCAUGGUGAAACUGAAGGAUAUCAUCAAGAGACAUCUGGGAACUGUGGUGGAGAAACAAUCCGAAGCCACCCACAUCGUCUAUCCCCAACCUGCUACUAGGAGUGAAGAAGAACUAUUCAGGCCAGUUAUGAAGCGAGACACGGGGCUGAUGAUCCACUGCUAUUAUACCCCAGAUAGUUAUGAUACCUGGCUGCCCGAUGUCGAAGUUGACAUAGAAGUGGAUUCAUCCAUCGAACCAGAUGGUCCUUGGCUGGUUAAUGCUUUGUGGUUAUUGGAUCUGGAAGAGUACAAUGAAUGGAUGAAUGAAGAUGAUUACCUUGUUGAAGAUGAAACUGAGAAUCCACGAAUGAAGUCUCGAAUUGAAAGUCGGUCUAAAUACACUGCUGAAGAGUUGGUUAAGUUGGCAAAUGAAGAGAAGAAGCAUAAAAAGGACCGGGUCAAGAGGCGACGAUCUCCUUCUCCGUCCUCACAGUCAGUUCCUGGAAAGAAGAAGAAAGGAGCUCGCAACACGUCAGCCAACAGCAAGCGUCGAACUUUGAACCCUUCUUCUGUUGCAGGGUCGUCCGUCGGGGAUGAGGAUGAUCUGUCGCGGGAUUUUGAGGAUCCCGUACCCGAGCCCAACAUCCAGGCCGUCAACCUCCCCAGGUCCCUGCUCUCUGUCACUGGGGGGGCUGCUGGACUCGGUGCCAAAAACACUCUAACUGAUCUGGAUGAGGAAUUUGAGGGCAUGGCUGAUUCAAAGGCAUCCGGUCUUUCAUCUCCACCGGAGAAUCACGGCAAUGCUGCCUCCCACGAUGACGACGAGAACAACCUAACGGAACAAACACAUCACAUCAUCAUUCCGAGCUACUCAGCAUGGUUUGAUUACAGUAGCAUACAUGCCAUUGAAAGGAGAGCUCUGCCCGAGUUCUUCAAUGGCAAAAAUCGAUCUAAAACACCUGAAGUCUACCUGGCCUACCGAAACUUCAUGAUAGAUACGUACAGGUUGAACCCACAGGAAUACCUCACUAGCACCGCAUGUCGCAGAAAUCUGGCCGGUGAUGUCUGUGCCGUCAUCAGAGUUCAUGCCUUUCUGGAGCAGUGGGGCCUGAUAAAUUACCAGGUGGAUGUGGACAUUAAGCCGAACAUCAUGGGUCCUCCUUCGACCUCGCACUUCCUCAUCCUAAGUGAUGCUCCCUCGGGGCUUCAACCCUUCGUCCCUGCCAAAGCACCACCUGGACAGUCGGCCAGCAAACAGAUGCUGGACAUGGACAAAUCAGAUAAAAGAGAUAGCGAUGAUGUAAAGAAAGAGGCUACGUUUGGACUGAAGAUGGAUCAGUAUGCCAAAAAAUUGCAGGAGAGCAAACAGGCAGCAGGCGGUUUACAGAUGCAUCGGAGCGGCAACAACUACCGCGAGUGGACCGACCAGGAAACUCUCCUGUUGUUAGAGGGACUGGAAAUGUUCAGAGAUGAUUGGAACCGUGUUGCCGAACACAUUGGCAGUCGAACCCAGGACGAGUGCAUUCUUCAUUUUUUGCGUCUACCCAUUGAGACGCCAUAUUUAGAAGAUGAUGGCACUGGUGGAAGCCACCUUGGACCCCUCGCCUAUCAACCUGUUCCAUUUUCUCAGUCGGGCAAUCCCGUCAUGUCCACUGUUGCAUUUCUUGCGAGUAUCGUCGAUCCGAGGAUUGCUGGAGCUGCUGCCAAGGCUGCUCUUGAGGAGUUUUCAAGAAUCAAAGAAGAAGUUCCUCCAUGGCUGGUUGACAAUCACUUGAAAAAUCUGGAUGAGGCCCGCAAGGAGGGCGUGCAGGUGGAUGCCAAUUUUGGCCUGGAGAAGACUGGGAUUGCUGGCACUGUUCCUGAGGUCGUGGAGAAAGAUAGUGUUCCAGCUGCUGCUGGUGCAGUUGCUGCUACUAAUGCUGCUGCUGCUAGUGCUACUACUGCUGGAGAUUCCGAUGGCCAAAAAGAUGAUGGCGAUGAAAGCACAACUAAAAAAGAUGCUGAAAACAAGGAAAAGCCUGAAGACAAGAUGGAUGUUGAUGAUGAGAAUGCAAAAAAAGACGACGCAACAGAUGCAACAGACUCCAAAAAAGUUGAAGGUGCCUCCAACGAAGGCAAGGAUAAGGAAUCAAUGACUCUUAAAAAGGAAGAUAAUAAUCAAGAUGUGGAAAAAAUGGAAACCGAUGAUGAAAAAUGUGCAAAGUUGGUUUCUGAUACAAGUGCCACCACAAGUGGAGGUGGCGAUGUUGAUAAGAAGAACGAGGAACAAGACAAACAAGAUCCAGAGCUGAACAAAGAGAAAAAUAAUGUCAAGGACAAAGACUCAGAAAAAUUAGGUCAAAAAAGAGUGGAAGGUGACUUGAAUACAGCUGCAGCUGCUGCUCUGGCUGCAGCUGCUGUAAAAGCUAAGCAUUUGGCAGCUGUUGAGGAGCGAAAGAUAAAAAGUUUGGUGGCUCUCCUUGUUGAAACGCAGAUGAAAAAGUUGGAGAUCAAAUUGAGACACUUUGAAGAGCUUGAGGCUAUCAUGGACAAGGAAAGAGAUGCGCUCGAAUAUCAGCGUCAGGAACUGUUGAAAGAGAGACAACAAUUUCAUAUGGAGCAGUUGAGAGCGGCUGAGUUCAGAGCUAAGCAGCUGGCUGCACAGCAACUAGCUAACGAGCAGAAACCCACCACUGCUGCCAGUUCGACAGUUUCUUGCGAAUCAGCUACUUCAUCUUUGACAGCUGCUAAUAAUAUUGAUUGCCAGGCACAGACAGUCACUAAGAAUACGGACUCACAGCCAUCAAACCCUUUGUCUUCGUCAUCUUCCUUAUCAGCUCAGCCUCAAGCUUCCACUCAGAUGGAUGCCUGAAAUGAGAAUUGAAUGAACUUUGUUGGCUGUGAAGUGAAUGGCAUUCAGAACCAUUCCUUUCUUCUUGGCGCCACAUACUAAUGGGUGAAUGAAUGCGUGCUUAGUUGAUGUGGCAGUUCAUUAUAUCGCAUCCUUUUAUUACUGACAAUGUCUCCAAUUGUUUUUUUUUUCAUUCAAAAAUUUUUAUAUCUGUAGGUACUAGUUUUAAAAAAUAAAUUGUGCAUCAUUGAAUACACUUUGAGAGUUCAUCAAGCCAAACCUCCAUCGUCAUGGACAAGCGGUUUUGAACGUACGCGCAUGAUUGCAAUGUUUGUUUUAGUGCUGACGAUUACGUAAUUAAUCUCUUUUAUCUAAUUUAUUGACCAAACAUCAUCAUUGGGUUUGUUGAUUUUAUCUGAGUGGCGCUUUAUUUAUGUGGUCUCUAGUCGAAUUGAAUCAAAACUGAAAACACCAUUGUGAAUGCUCAUUGACUUGGUUGUUUUUUCAAUUAGGAUGCCAGCGAAUUUGUAGAUCUGUCGCGUUUAAUGAACAAGAACAUUUCAUUUCAAUAGAAAAAAAAGUUUA